Molecule: messenger RNA, 357 nt
Organism: Brassica rapa (field mustard)
Lineage: Eukaryota; Viridiplantae; Streptophyta; Magnoliopsida; Brassicales; Brassicaceae
Product: gibberellin 20-oxidase-like protein
Source: RefSeq, a predicted model, not a curated record
AUGAGGUUUAAUGAAGGAAAUUGGACUGAUAGAAAUCCUUGUGAGGAGCUUCGUCUUGUGAACACUGAAGAUCUUAUGCAGGCAUGGAGUAACGGACGGCUGAGAUCGUCUCAACAUAGAGUUGUAUUAAGAAAGCUGGCGAACAGAGUCUCUCUGGCGUUUUUUCUCUGCUUUGAGGAUGAGAAAGUGAUACUUGCGCCACAGGUAAUCGUUGUUGAGGGAAACUGCAGGAGCUACGAGUCGUUUAAGUGUUCGGAGUAUCUGAAAUUCAGGCAAAGUAAUGAAGUAGGAAAGUCUGAGAAGAUUGGUUACACUGUCAGAGACUUUGCUGGACUAAAUGCUGCCUCAACCCGAUGA